Messenger RNA from Trifolium pratense (red clover), 1411 nucleotides. RefSeq lists its product as uncharacterized. The coding region runs from base 251 to 1153 and encodes 300 amino acids. The transcript is spliced from 4 exons. The record is from RefSeq and is a predicted model, not a curated record. NCBI's taxonomy places the organism in Eukaryota, Viridiplantae, Streptophyta, Magnoliopsida, Fabales, Fabaceae.
GGUUGAUUGAUGAUGAUUUAUAGCAGGAAGAGUAAAAAGAGGAGGCGACUCCGACUCACAAUAACAGUUUCUUUCCUCACUCCGACUCCCAACAAUUUCUCAACUCUUUUUUUUUUUCUUUUUCUUUCACUCAUUCAACACAACACAACACAACACAAAGUUUUAAUUAUGAUGAUAUCUCAAAAUUAGGAUUCAAUUCAAUUGAAUUCAUCAGCAUUGUAAUUAACUUUCUUCAGAUUCAAUUCUCACCAUGAUGAAAAAACAGAGAAAAUCAUCUUCAUCUUCACCACUCUGGUCAGAAUCUGAGAUAGAAAUCGCCGAAAUCAUUCGUGAUUUAUACUGUAUCUCUUUGUUAAGCAGUAUACCAUUCACUUGGGGAUGCAAAAGAAAGAGAUCCGCAAUUCAAAACACUCCUUCCGCCGCCCUUCUACCUCGUCCUUCAAAAACCAUCGCCGUCAAAACUGAAGCUCCGAGUCCUGAAACCCCUCUUUCGUUUCCAGCUACUGAAUCAGAUGAUAAACCUAAACAUUCAAAAAAGAAAACUUCUCUCAAAAAGGAAAAAGAUGAGUCUCUUCAAACUAUACAAAAGUUGACUAAAUCCAAAUCAUCACUCAAUCAAGAGAUAGAAAAAGUGCAACAACACUAUGAUCGGCUGAUGAGUAUCAAUUUGAAGUUGAAAGUAAGGAAGCAACAGCUACUAUGUAAUAAUAGUAAAGAACCCAAAAGUGAAUUGAAAACCCUCAAUUUGGAAAUUGACCAGAAACUGAAAGUGCAGUUGGAAAAUCAAUCAAAUGGUUCAGUCAACCUUUCAAAAUCAACGGCUGAAAAUGAAGAGCACGGUAAGAAUCAGCAACACCAACAGCAACUAAUUCAAAUGUUUCCCAGUCAUGAAACGGUGUCGUUGGCAGUGGCAUCUUCUUCUUCUUCUCCUUCUUCUGUUACAUUGGGCCGUACAAUGAAUAAUGGCCCAAUAGCUCUUCCUGAUCUGAACUUACCAACGGAAGAGUUGAUGAACGUGGCCUCUUUUCAACCGUUUGAUGAAGCAACUACAUCAGAUAGAGCUAUUGUAGCGGCUCAGGCUAGGCAUAGAAGACUUGAGAUUUUUAGGUUAAAGAAACCUUUUGGAAACAAUAGCAAACAACAUCAAUGUUGAUGUUUAUUUUAUUUCAUUUUUGUUUAAUCUCUUUUUUAGAAAUUCAAAGGUGGAUAUUGGUUAUUACUAGUUAGUACUAGUUACUAGUAUUUGCUUGGUGGCAAAGGAAAUUUUUUUGUGCAGUUUAAAACUAUUGUUAUUGUGGUUACUGAAGUGGUAAGUACAUAUUUAAGGAUAUAUGGUUGGUGGAAUUAUGUCAAAAAUUAUUUUUGGAGAAAAUCUUAUAAUAACGUUUUGAGAUUCCUAAUUUUGUGAAAA